GCGCGCUCUAACAUUUACCGGAGCACCUUGUCAAAGUAUUUAUGUAUCCCUCCGCUUCUAUUUUGUUUCUGUGUUUUUUUAUUUGCUGUGAGUUGUACGGUAGUGACUGUAAAGCGUAUUCAACCGUACAACAGUUGUGUUCGAAAUUUAAAUGAAGUUUUCGAUUUGAUUUAGAGUGAAAAAUUAGUCUGAGCUCUGUUUGUGUCAGCGGAGGAGUAAACCUCCUGUCCACACAACGCCCUGAUGACGUUUAUGGCGCCAGAAAUCAAGGGUUCGUAGAGGAAACAGUGUGCGUCAGCUGGAGAAGACGGCGCGUUAUUUGUAUUAUGUUGGCGAUAUUGUAAACGUAACAAUCGUGGACAGGUUUCUCCACCGUUUGUGGUCGUAAUAAAGUCAAGAUGGUGGUCCUACGCAGCAGCGGUGGUGUCGGCGCUGAACCGGUGGCCGCUAUUCCAAAGAGAAGAACGACGGAGCUGGAAAUGAGCCCCGACUUUCUGUCGCUGAUUCCCGCGUCGCAGAGAAAGUCCGCCCGGGUGACUCGGUCCUCUCGGUCCCUGAAUGACAGCUUCAGCAGCCCCGAAACCAACUUAAUGAACGGUCACAGGAACAUGAAGCAGGACGAUGGGGGUGGUCUCGGUCAUUCCCUGAGGAGUCGAGGACAAAGAGUGAAACUGGAAGUUUCUUUUGCUGACAUGGAGCCCAAGACCAGCUCUCCUGUGGAUGAAGACAAAGCAGACGGCUGCUGCACCAGGAAGUCCUCCAGGCUGCAGAGGGAGGCAAAACUCUCUGAUGUUCCAGAUGAGGCAGAGGGGUCAUCCACUCCCAAGAGGAGUCGUUUUAACCUGCAGAGCCGGGGAGUGGACGAGGAAGAGGAGGAGGAUCACUCGGUUCGAAGAAGCUCCAGAAUCACGAGAUAUAGACUGAACUCCCGCAAACAGUCGGCGCUCUAUGAUCGCCUCAUUACCAACACCGCUGAAGCGGUUCUCCAAAAGAUGGACGACAUGCAGAAAAUGAGACGCCGGCUGAGGAGCAGAGACAGAGAAAAUACAGAAGAGGUUGGAGUCUACGGCUCAGGCAGAAUGAGGCGGUCCCUGAGGACAAAUACCAAGAGUAAUAAAACCGAGGAGAAGAACCAAGAUGAUGAAGAAGAUGAUGACAACAGUGAAGAUGGAGAAGAUGAAGAGGAGGAGGAUGAGGACGGUGAAGAUGACGACGAGGAAGAAGAAGAAGAAAACCACCAACGAUACGACUUCCGGCAGAGGAAGACUGUAGUUCUCUACCAGGCCCCGUUAGAUGAACCGCGGGAGCCCAGGAAACGCAGCAUGUACUUCAAGGAGCACUCGUCUCCUACGAGGCGGAGGUUCAGGUUCAGCUCCACGGCCCCCAGGAGCCCCUAUAACCAAAGGAGAACCAGCAGUUCUGAGAGGAGAAGACACGCCAUCCACAGCAGCGACUCCACAUCGUCUUCCUCGGAUGAUGAGAAAUUCCAGAGACGAAGGAGUAACAACCGGAGCAGGUCGGUCAACAGAUGCCUCCCUAUGAACCUCGUGAAAGAAGACCUGCUGGGGAUCCAGAAAGACAGGAUGAAGAUCGGAGCCAGCCUCGCUGACGUUGACCCCAUGCACAUCGACAAAACGGUUCGCUUUGACAGCAUUGGAGGGCUGAGCAGGCACAUCUCGGCCCUGAAGGAGAUGGUGGUGUUCCCUCUGCUCUACCCAGAGGUGUUUGAGAGGUUCAGAAUACAGCCACCGAGGGGCUGCCUGUUUUACGGCCCUCCAGGCACCGGGAAGACCCUGGUAGCCAGAGCGCUGGCCAACGAGUGCAGCCAGGGGGAAAGAAAGGUGGCCUUCUUCAUGAGGAAAGGAGCGGACUGCCUCAGCAAGUGGGUGGGAGAAUCAGAGAGACAGCUGCGGCUGCUGUUCGAUCAGGCCUAUCAGAUGCGUCCGUCCAUCAUCUUCUUUGAUGAGAUCGAUGGUUUGGCUCCAGUCAGAUCCAGCCGGCAGGACCAGAUCCACAGCUCCAUCGUGUCGACCCUCCUGGCUCUCAUGGACGGGUUGGACAGUAGAGGGGAGGUCGUCGUCAUCGGAGCUACGAACCGCCUGGACUCCAUCGACCCAGCUCUGAGGAGACCCGGACGCUUCGACAGAGAGUUCCUGUUCGGUCUGCCAGACAGAGAGGCAAGGAGGGAGAUUCUGAAGAUCCACACCAGGCAGUGGACCCCUCCACCCUCUGAGGCCUUCCUGGAGGAACUGGCAGAGAAAUGUGUUGGAUACUGUGGAGCAGAUAUCAAGGCGGUUUGCUCCGAGGCAGCAUUGUGCGCUCUGCGGCGCCGCUACCCACAAAUCUACUCUUCGUCCCAGAAGUUGGUUCUGGACGUGAACUCCAUUGUCAUCGCUAGCAAAGACUUUAAGUGCGCCAUGUCCAAGAUGGUACCAGCUGCCCAAAGGGCGAUGGUGUCACCAGCGAAGGCCUUGAUACCUGCCAUCCGGCCUCUGCUGAACGCCACCCUGCAGACGGUUCUGCACACGGUGAGGCGAGUCUUCCCGCAUGCAGAUCAGGGACUGAAGAGGAAGAGAGAACCAGAUGUGGGCUGUGGGACGUCAGAUGAAGAUUUGAUGUUUAGUGAGGAAGAGGAGGGUGACGUCGUCUCCAGUGGGCCAACCUCCCAGUCUCAGUUAAAGCUCCCUGCCACCAGCGGCCUGCUGGACCUCAACGGGAGCGUGCUGAGUCAGCCGACGUCGUACCGUCCCAGGCUGCUGCUGGAGGGCCGGCCGGGCUCGGGUCAGAACUCCCACCUGGGCCCCGCUGUGCUCCACGCUCUGGAGAAAUUCACGGUGUACACCCUGGACAUGGCCGUCCUGUUUGGAGCCAGUGCGACGGCGCCCGAAGAAACAUGCGCAAAGAUUUUUGUUGAGGCCAAGCGAACCUCUCCCAGUAUCCUGUACAUCCCUCACAUCGGCCAGUGGUGGGAGACGGUGGGCUCUGCGUUAAGGGCCACCUUCCUGAGCCUCCUCAGCUCCGUUCCUGCCUUCUCCCCCAUUCUGCUGUUGGCCACCUGCAGCGUCCAUUACGACCAGCUCAGCAUGGAGGUGCAGGAGCUGUUUCGGGUCGAGUACGGGGAAGUUUUCCGUGUCCCAGUCCCCACCAGCCAAGAGAGAAGGGACUUCUUUGAGGAUCUCCUCCUCAACCAGGCUGCAAAAGCUCCAGUCUCUAAAAGAAAAGCUGUGCUUCGUGCAUUGGAGGUGCUGCCGGUGGCCCCCCCGCCUCCGCCUCGACAGCUGACGGAGGAGGAGAGUCGGCGGCUGGACGAGCAGGAAGAGGACACGCUCAGGGAGCUGCGGCUGUUUCUGCGCGACGUCACAAACCGCCUCUCUCAAGACAAGCGCUUCAAGGCUUUCACUAAACCCGUGGAUUUGGACGAGGUUCCGGAUUAUGCCGAAGUAAUCAAGAAGCCCAUGGACCUGUCCACGGUUCUGUCGAGGAUUGACCUCCAUCGAUACGGCACGGUCAGAGAGUUUCUCCAGGAUGUUGACCUCAUCUGGCAGAACGCCCUGGAGUACAACCCAGACAGGGACCCUUCAGAUCGGCAGAUCCGUCACAGAGCAUGUGCGUUGAAGGACACCGUCCACGCCAUCAUCCGAGAAGAACUGGACGAAAACUUUGAGAAGAUUUGUGAGGAGAUUAAAGAGUCUCGUAGGACAAGGGGUUGCUCCACGGCCCGGUUCGCUCCCUCUUUCUACCACGUCCUUCCUAAACAUCCCAGAUCUGCUGCAGGUCCCAAUAAUUUCCCCCCACAAAGUGAGCCGGUUGAACCCACUGUUGCUGCUGCCAGCAAUACAACAGUUUCUGCUGUUACGACACCCAAAAACACAGUGCAUAAGAAGAAGCGUCGGAGAAGCCGCUGGUCUACUGGGUACAUAGCAAAGAAGAAGCCCUCUUCGUCCCCCCACGUAUCCAAGGACGACGCUUCCGAUGAGGACGAAGACGAUGGAGAUGAUGAGGACGAGGCUGGGAAAGAAGGAGCAGCAGAGAAGCCCAACGGAGGAAUUAAAGAGGGUCUGAUGGACGUCGAGCCAGGAAGUGCAGCAGAUCAGGAACGUAGUUCUGAGCCAAACGGUCAGGAGGAAGAGACGGAGAAGGAACCAGGUGCUGAAGAGCAGCAAAUCCGACAUGACGAAGACGGACCGGAGAAAGACGGCGGAGCUGUCCAGCAUCAGUCAGAGCAGUCUGAACCUUUCACGGGAGGAGACGCAGACGAGGGCGUCUCUGUCCGCACGAAAAGGGACGACUGCGUGGAGGGAGAGGGAGACGCUCAGAACGCCAUCACGGCAAACAUGAGUACUAUCGAUCAGUCCGAGACGCAGGUGGAGAGGAGUCACUCCGCUGACCAUCAGAAAAGCAAACGGGUCACAGGAGAUGAAGCAGAGCUGGACAAACCUGCUGAGCCCAUGGUGGUGGAUGCAACAGAAACAUCCACCACCGAUGCAGUGGCCGCUGCCAGGAGUGAGACGGACACAUGCGCAGAGAGAAACGUGAGACGGAUGACCCGUGCCCUGAAAAACACGAUGCUGCAGCAGCACGUGAUCCCAGUGGACAAAGCUCUGCAGAUUCUCAACGAGGAGAAUCCUCCUCUGGUCGUGGACCGAGACAAGUUAAAGGGGCUACUAGAUAAAGUAGUGACAAAGACGGAAGACUAUGAAGUCUACAAGCUGGAGAAACUCUACGCUCUGCUCUGCCAGAGCAUCUACAGACACAGACAAGACUACAACAAAACAGGACUGAUACAGGAGUUGGAGCAAGAGAUUGAAGACUUCUGAUUCUUAAGAAGAAAAAGAAAAAACAAUCUUUUUCAUACAUGUAAAUAUUCAGACAACGGUCCUAUUUUUUUGUAGAAAAUGAUUAUAUCUGUGUUUUAGCUCAAAGUUUGUAUCACUUCUUGUUUAUAUGUAAUUAAAGGGUUUUCCACC
Molecule: messenger RNA, 4967 nt
Organism: Xiphophorus maculatus (southern platyfish)
Lineage: Eukaryota; Metazoa; Chordata; Actinopteri; Cyprinodontiformes; Poeciliidae
Gene: atad2
Product: ATPase family, AAA domain containing 2
Exons: 30
Coding region: 399-4817 (1472 amino acids)
Biological process (GO): positive regulation of transcription by RNA polymerase II
Cellular component (GO): nucleus
Molecular function (GO): histone binding; ATP hydrolysis activity; ATP binding
Source: RefSeq, a predicted model, not a curated record